Molecule: messenger RNA, 1931 nt
Organism: Lucilia cuprina (Australian sheep blowfly)
Lineage: Eukaryota; Metazoa; Arthropoda; Insecta; Diptera; Calliphoridae
Product: actin-like
Exons: 3
Coding region: 484-1695 (403 amino acids)
Source: RefSeq, a predicted model, not a curated record
AUGUAUUAUAAUAGCCCAAUUCACAAUCUAGUGUAAAUGGUCUUGAAUCAUUGCAUUUGCAAAUGGUUUAGUAUAUUUUUACUUUACACAAACAAAAUAUACAGAAAUACUCAUGCUACGCUUUAUAAAAUAUACUACACAUAAAUACGUAGUUUUUAUUUACUCAACUUUUGCAAUACAAACUGACAGCUCAAAAAAUAAAAAAUUUAUAUAAAAACAAUUUAAAAAACAAACGAAAAAUUUAAAAAAGCAAUAAAAAAUAAGAAAUUGAACCAAAAAUGGACCAAAGGCCAUAAAUAGGAUUAUACUAUAUCUUCCAGAACCACCGGAGAUAGAGAAGCUCUAAAAUCAACAUUAUGGUCCAAGCAAAAUCCUAAGUGCAGAUAAUCAAGUAAACACAACUCCCCAUAUUUUCGAUACUUAUAUAAAUGAAAACAAAAAAUCCGUUUCAAAAUUAAAAAGUAUAAUUCAAAAUCUUGUGGGAUGGCUUUUAGCUGCUGGCCUCGACAUGAAGAAAAAAAAAUUGAAACUUCAAUAAUUGAAACGCAAACAUUAGAAACUGAUUUUUCUCUACCAACAAGUGAUGUCAUAAUAAUAGAUUGUGGUUCAAAUGCUUGUAAAGUUGGCUUUUCAGGUGACAAUAAACCUCGGCACUCAAUACCCACCAUAGUGGGUAGACCUAAGCAGAAAGUUGCUGUAGGUUAUCGUUCGGAACAAGAUUCUUUUGUAGGUUAUGAGGCACAACAGAAGCGUGCAGUACUUAAUCUCAAUACUCCCAUUGAAAGAGGCAUAAUAACAAAUUGGGAUGAUAUAGAGGUGUAUUUCGAUUAUCUCUUCCACGAAAGUUUACAACUAAAUCCUGCCGAUUAUCGUAUAUUGCUCACAGAAACUCUUAAUAAUCCGAACAGAAAUCGUGAAAAAUUAUUAGAAUUAAUGUUGGAAAAAUUUCGCGUUAAAUCAUUCUUCCUAACACCAGCACCACCAUUGGCUUUGUAUGCCUAUGGUUUUUAUACAGGUGUUGCAUUGGACUCAGGAGAGGGUCAAACUCAUAUAGUACCAGUAUAUGAAGGUUUUGCAAUGCCUCAUAGUACCCGUUAUAUACCCAUGGGCGGUAAAGAUAUCGAUAAAAUGUUGGAAAAUAUUCUUGCUCAGAAUAAAGAUACAUUGUAUUUUUUGCAAACAUCUACAGAAAGAGAAUUUCUUAGAGAUAUCAAGGAGCAAUUAUGCUAUGUAGCCUUUGAUUACCGCGAAGAGUUUGCUAAACCUGCGCUUAAACCAAAAUCUUAUCGUUUGCCCGAUGGCAAUUAUGUUAAUUUAAGUAACGAACUUUUUCGUUGCACCGAGGCUUUAUUCGAACCCACUUUGUUGGAUGUCAAAACUGGUGGCAUUCAUGAGAAUAUAUUUAGAUCUAUUCAUUUAUCCGAUUCUUCGAUAAGACAUUUACUUUAUGGUCAUAUAGUCUUAAGUGGUGGCAAUACUUUAUUUCCCGGACUUCAACAUCGUUUAGCCAAUGAAAUGCGUUUGAUGUCGGAACCUGAUGCUACUAUAAAUAUUCAUGCAAAGUCGGAUCGUAGCAAUGCAGUAUUUUUGGGUGCUUCUCUAUUGAGUUCGUUAGCCAAGUUUAAGGAUAUGAUGAUUACAUAUCCAGAAUAUUAUGAAACUGGUCCAGCAAUUGUUAAUAGGAAGUGUUUUUAAUCUAAGGUUUAAAGGUAUAAAACAAUCGCGAAUAAUUUUUAAAAUUUAUAGUGAAAUGUUAAAAAUUACAAUAAAUAAAGUAAAAGUAAAAAAGUAAUAAGUAAAGUAAGACUCUGUUCUGAAAUAGAUGUAAUGUACCAUGCCUCUAUUUUAGGAUAGCAUAUGUAAAUGUGGGAACUUUUAUAAUCCUAAGCAACCAGGAUCAGUAUAAAGAAGUCAAGUAAAUAUAAAAAGAA